Messenger RNA from Cercocebus atys (sooty mangabey), 2813 nucleotides. It is a transcript of the gene LGALS14, whose product is annotated as lectin, galactoside-binding, soluble, 14. Lineage: Eukaryota; Metazoa; Chordata; Mammalia; Primates; Cercopithecidae. The record is from RefSeq and is a predicted model, not a curated record. The coding region runs from base 2079 to 2681 and encodes 200 amino acids. The transcript is spliced from 7 exons. Gene Ontology annotation, molecular function: carbohydrate binding.
GUUGUUUCCCACACCUCUGCACCUCGUUACCUGACCGGCUUCAGGAUCCGCAGCGUGCACCCGCAUUCGAUUCCAAGCUCCUCCCAGCAAGCUUUCCUUGCAACUUGAGAAAGGCUUAGAUGUCAAGAAGAAACUCAGUCACAACCAUAGCUAUUUGCAGGAACAAAUAUGGUGGGUCAGACCUGCUUCUUGACAGACAGCCAGGAUUCACAGAAAACUGGAGGCCAUGAUCUGUGCUAUGACUCUCCUGUAGGAGCCUGCCAAAAUUUCCAAAAGGAUCUCUACCUGCCACCAACACUUCUAUCAAAGAGCAUAGAGUUUUCAGAGAAGACAACUCAUAGCCUCAGGUAAUCGUCAAUGACAAAGUGUUACAGUUUUGCCCAUCAACUCCCAUCAUGUUACGUGAAGAUGGUGCAAGUGUGGUGGGAUGUCUCCCUGACCUCAAUGUGUGUCUGUGAUUGACGGUGAUGUCCACACUCCCUGUUACUGAGGAGCAACAGAAACUCCCCAUUUCUCUGUGACUGUGGUAUCCCAGAGCCUGCUAAGAGAAUGAUCUCUCCUCACGCCUUCCUCUACACAUGGUCAAUAAAACUUCACUAAAUUAUCCAGGAUCUGGUUCUCACUCUACUGGGGAAAACGACAAAGUGGCACAGACACACAAGUGAAACAGGCAGUGAGUCACAACACCACUGGAAUAUCUGAGAUGACAAAACAAACAACAUUCUCUAUAGCCCAUACUUUACGUCAAACACUCUGAACUAAAAUUCUUCUUUCAUUUUAGAUGACUCAUUGCAGUGAAAUGUUAGGGAUCUGUUUACAACCACACAGGCUUUGAGGAGAGACUUUGUAAUUUGAGGAAAGUCAGGUGAAAUAUCUUAAUUCUUCGCUCAUCCUAAGAAUGUUUCUUGUGUCUUGAAACUGCCUGGAAUUGUGUGGGAUGCACUGGAGGAAUUGGAAGAAAAAUUUGAGAAUGUUUACAUCUAAAUUUUCAAUCCAAGCAAUAGUUAGAGAAUCACAGUUCAAUGAUUUCCUUUUAAGAAUCCAUUUUUUUUUUCAAAAUAAUUUUCUGAUUUUUCCAUUUUAUGUGGGAAGAAUCCUGAGAUUUCUCUUUGUAAACAAAUGGUCAUGGUUUAAGAUCAGAAAAUAAGUGGUUUAUUGGUGGAAUGGACACAAUUCAUGCACAUGGGCACUGUGAACAGAUUCUACUUUGCUGCUGUUACUGUUGGCAUUGCAGCACAGGCAACCUCCCCACACAUGUUGGCUUAAAUCAAUCAUUUAUUCUGAUUUCUCUGAGUUUUGAAGGUUUAGUGGACUCAUGUAGGUGAUAGAUUAUGCGGUGAGUGUCUCGAUUUUAGAAAGAUCUAUAGUCAGAGAUUUCAGAAGAUGCUUCACUCAUGCCCAACUCAACAUUAGGGUGGCUGAACACCUAGUGACUGGUUGUUUGUUUCCUUCCCUAUCUUAUCUCCACAUCAGUGCCUUGAAUUCCCUGAAUUCCUGAAAUCAGAAUCAAUGAUUGGCUUCCACCAAUGAAAAGCUUCCAAAAGUCUCAUGAAGAAGGUGCAAGGCCUUGUAGGCCUUAGCUUUGAAAGGUAGACAGUGUGAAUUCUAUGACAUUAUAUUGAUCAAGGUGUCAUGCAGAAAGCCCAAAUUAAGGAGAGGGAACGCUACAAGCUAUGGUUGUUUUGACUUGUCAUCAUCGUUGGGCCAUUUGUGGAAAUUAUUUCCACUUAGCCCCCACUGGCUCACUUGCCACAUCCCCAAAACACUUACCUUCUGAAAAACCACAGAAACCAAUACAAUACAAGAAUAGGCUCAGAGUGAAGUUCAAUAUUUUAUUAUUUAAAUCGGGACCUGGUGUUUAGAGGUGAGAACAAAUUAUCAGGUGCACUUUCUCUCAACAUGUUCCCUAAAGGGAUAAAUUAUCUGCCCUGAACAAAUCAAACACACAAUACUGAAACAGACAUAAUAAAAAUGCAAUGAUCGUAUCUAUUUUAUAGUGUAAACAGAAAAUAGACAGCAGUCAUUGGUUUACAUCAUUGCUGAAACCAGCCAGAUGCCUAAUUUCAUUUCUUCUGGGAAUGUUUUUCUCAGCAAUUGGCUCCACCCUCCGUUCUCAACUUCUCAGAAUUCCCACCAAGAUGGCAGAAUCACAGCCCUUUUCCCUCUACAAGAGCUGUGAUUAUCUUCUCUGUUGCACAUCUGGAGAACCACUUAGGAGAAACAACAUAUUACCUACAAACGAAAGAAUGCAAAUUGAAGAAGCUUCCAUCAAAUGGCCUCUCUUGACAGGGCUCAUCUCAGGUCUGCAAAGGACAAGAACUCUUCCUUUUUUAUGGCUACAUAGUAUUCCAUGCAAGGACCCACAGCUGGAGGUGAAUUUCUACACUGGGACGGAUGAGGACUCAGAUAUUGCUUUCCAAUUCCGACUGCACUUUGGUCAUCCUGCAGUCAUGAACAGUCGUGUGUUUGGCAUAUGGAGGUACGAGGAGAAAUGCUACUAUUUGCCCUUUGAAGAUGGCAAACCAUUUGAGCUGUGCAUCUAUGUGCGUCACAAAGAAUACAAGGUAAUGGUAAAUGGCCAACGCAUUUACAACUUUGCCCAUCGAUUCCCGCCAGCAUCUGUGAAGAUGCUGCAAGUGUUGAGAGAUAUCUCCCUGACCAGAGUGCUUAUCAGCGAUUGAGGGAGAUGAUCAGACUCCUCAUUGUUGAGGAAUCCCACUUUCUACCUGACCAUGGGAUUCCCAGAGCCUGCUAACAGAAUAAUCCCUACUCACCCUUUCCCCUACACUGGAUCAUUAAAACAGCACCAAACC